This is a messenger RNA of Serinus canaria (Common canary), 3311 nucleotides long. It is a transcript of the gene SH3GL1, whose product is annotated as SH3 domain containing GRB2 like 1, endophilin A2. NCBI's taxonomy places the organism in Eukaryota, Metazoa, Chordata, Aves, Passeriformes, Fringillidae. The transcript is spliced from 10 exons. The record is from RefSeq and is a predicted model, not a curated record. Bases 121 to 1227 code for a protein of 368 amino acids. Gene Ontology annotation, cellular component: glutamatergic synapse; cytoplasm; presynapse. Gene Ontology annotation, molecular function: protein binding. Gene Ontology annotation, biological process: synaptic vesicle uncoating.
CCGGGCUGGGACGGGCGGAGCGUCCUGAGGCUCCCGAGGCUCCCGGCGCCCCCGCACCAGGUCCCGCCGCCCGCAGACCGGCUCCCCGCCGCCACCGGGCCAGGCACCGGCACCGGCACCAUGUCGGUGGCGGGGCUGAAGAAGCAGUUCUACAAAGCGACCCAGCUGGUCAGCGAGAAGGUCGGAGGGGCCGAAGGGACCAAGUUAGAUGAUGACUUCAAGGAGAUGGAAAAGAAAGUGGACGUGACCAGCAAGGCUGUCACAGAAGUACUGACCAGAACCAUAGAGUACCUCCAGCCCAACCCAGCUUCCAGAGCCAAGCUCACCAUGCUCAACACGAUGUCCAAGAUCCGCGGGCAGGUGAAGAACCCCGGCUACCCCCAGUCCGAGGGGCUGCUGGGGGAGUGCAUGAUCCGCUAUGGCAAGGAGCUGGGAGAGGAUUCCAACUUUGGGGACGCGCUCCUCGACGCCGGCGAGUCCAUGAAGCGCCUGGCGGAGGUGAAGGACUCGCUGGACAUUGAGGUCAAACAAAACUUCAUUGAUCCCCUGCAGAACCUGUGUGACAAGGACCUGAAAGAGAUCCAGCACCACCUCAAGAAGCUGGAGGGGAGGCGCCUGGACUUCGACUACAAGAAGAAGCGGCAGGGCAAGAUCCCGGACGAGGAGCUGCGUCAGGCCAUGGAGAAGUUUGAGGAGUCCAAGGAAGUGGCAGAGACCAGCAUGCACAACCUCCUGGAGACAGAUAUUGAGCAGGUGAGCCAGCUGUCAGCCCUGGUGGAUGCCCAGCUGGAUUACCACAGGCAGGCCGUGCAGAUCCUGGACGAGCUGGCCGAGAAGCUCAAGCGCAGGAUGAGGGAGGCCUCCUCACGUCCCAAGCGGGAAUACAAACCCAAGCCCAGGGAGACAUACGACUUCAGGGAGCCUGACCAGUCCAACGGGGGCUUCUCCUGCAACCCCACCCCCAAAGUCUCAGCAGCUUCCACCUCUUUCCGGUCGGACAAGCCGUCCCGGGCCUCCGUCAGGAGUAUCCCCCCCCUGGACCAGCCCUGCUGCAAAGCCCUCUACGACUUCGAGCCCGAGAACGACGGCGAGCUGGGCUUCAAGGAGGGCGACAUCAUCACCCUGACGAACCAGAUCGACGAGAACUGGUACGAGGGGAUGAUCCACGGCCAGUCCGGCUUCUUCCCGCUCAACUACGUGGAAGUGCUGGUCCCGCUACCUCAGUGAAACGGCGCCGCUCCGCCCCGAGUGCCCCGAGCUCCAUUCCAGCUCCAGCCCCGCCCUCCCCGCCUCCCCUCGGGGCCAGGCGCUACCAGGGAACAAACCAGAAGGGUCCCACGGCCCCUUCCCCCCGUGAAUUUGGUUCUUUUCUUUUUUUUUUUCUUUUUUUUUUUUUUUUUUUUUUUGUCCUUCUGGUGCUUGAACUUCGGUACUUUGUGCGCCCCCAGCCCUGGCCGUGCCACUGGCACUGCCCUGUCCCUGUCCUUGUCCUUGUCCUUGUCCCUGUCCCUCCCCACUUCCCGUCUUUCCUUUGGGUCCAGCACCCGGUUGAGGCAGGUGGGAGAGCCAGGAUGUGUCCUGGGCACAGGGGUGACCCUGGUGGCACAGCCAGGAUGUGUCCUGGGCACAGGGGUGACCCCGGUGGCACAGCCAGGAUGUGUCCUGGGCACAGGGGUGACCCCGGUGGCACAGCCAGGAUGUGUCCCGGGCACAGGGGUGACCCCGGUGGCACAGCCAGGAUGUGUCCUGGGCACAGGGGUGACCCCGGUGGCACAGCCAGGAUGUGUCCUGGGCACAGGGGUGAGCCUGGUGGCACAGCCAGGAUGUGUCCUGGGCACAGGGGUGAGCCUGGUGGCACAGCCAGGAUGUGUCCUGGGCACAGGUGGCACAGCCAGGAUGUGUCCUGGGCACAGGGGUGAGCCUGGUGGCACAGCCAGGAUGUGUCCCGGGCACAGGGGUGAGCCUGGUGGCACAGCCAGGAUGUGUCCUGGGCACAGGGGUGACCCUGGUGGCACAGCCAGGAUGUGUCCUGGGCACAGGUGGCACAGCCAGGAUGUGUCCUGGCACACGGAUGGCCCCGGGGCAGGGCAGCCCCAGCCCCACCCUCCCGCCCCUGCCAACACUGCCCCUGUCCCCGCUGUCCCCAUGGAUCCCAGAGGGAUCUCAGAGGGAUCAGGGGAGGGGAGCUGGGACACAGCAACACUAAGACACCCAGAGAACACUAAGGCAGCCCUGCAGGGCAGGAGCUGAGCCAUGCCUGGGGCUCGGAGCCAUCCCUGCCCAUCCUGGAGGGACAGCAGGGAUGUCCCCUGCCCAUCCUGGAGGGACAGCAGGGAUGUCCCCUCCCCAUCCUGGAGGGACAGCAGGGAUGUCCCCUGCCCGCCUGGCCCCUCCCCACAGAGCUCAACCCCGGGAUGGGGGCUGCUCCUUCUGCCCGUGGUUUUUUCCUGGGCCUCAGGCUCUUCCUGCUACAAACUCUCCCAAGCUGGUCACACCUGGAGGAUCAUCUGGAAGGGGAGGAACUGGGCCACAGCCCAGGCUGUCUCUGUGGUGGGGCAGAGGUCGUGGCUCCUCUGCCCAGGGCUCUGCCCGUUCCCCUUUCCCGGGAUUCCUCCCGUGGCUGGAGCUCACCUGGCCCUCAGGUGCCUUCCCUGCACCCCCACCCUGCCACAGCCACCCUCCCUGGGGGCCAGGCACCCCUCUGCCCCUGCAUUGCUGGGAGAAGGGAUGGUUCAUCUCGGUGGCACCUCUGCCAGCCCUUCUCCCUCAGCUGUGCUUUUCCUGGCUGGGAGGUGGGCAGGGGGUUGGCACGGGGCUGCACAAGUGGGUCCUUCCCCUCGUGGGGCUGGGCUGGGCCCUGCUGUGUGGCACAGCUGUGCAGGGCUGUGCUCAGCUCCCUGUCCCUGCAGGGUCCCUGUCCCUGCUGCUCCCGUUCUCUGUAAGGAUUUGGUCCGUGCAUGUCCACGUGUGUCUGACCCCCAGGCAGUGACCCCGGCCCCGGGGGGGCACAGGGCAGCCCCCCCUGCUCCCAGCAGGGCAGGGAGCCCAGGGGACCAGAGUCCUGGGGGCCCUUCCCGCUGUCCCCUCCCCGGUGGGGGACACUGGCUCCCGCUCAGGUGGAUUGAAAUGCGUUCUGUCAGCUGGGACACCUCGCUAGAUCUUUUUUUUUUUUGGUUUUCGUUUGGUUUUUUUGUUUUUUGUUUUUUUUUUUUUUUAAUGGUUUCUCCUGGUUUUUAGGGGAAAAAAAUGAUGACCCACAAUUCUUGACUUGUAUCUCUGAAUGAAAGUAUUAAAUGUUUUCUUCUUUCUAA